This is a messenger RNA of Brenthis ino (lesser marbled fritillary), 258 nucleotides long. The record is from the annotation of a GenBank genome assembly. NCBI's taxonomy places the organism in Eukaryota, Metazoa, Arthropoda, Insecta, Lepidoptera, Nymphalidae.
AUGCAUAAAACGACACGAAUUCCUUUUUUCCCGGCUGCCACCAACCACGCAAUUUCUCCGAUUGUAUGCAAAUCCUCUUCUCAAACAAAGAGUGAAAAAGCACUGACGCAGACGUUCCGUGCCUCCAUCCCACCUGUGCACCCGUCCCGUCUGAGCUCGGGGCGAACUAGCGAAUGGCGACUAGAGUCUAGAAUACAACAAUAUCUCGACAAACAGAGCCGCACCGUAAACAAUCCCACUAGGAUAUUUAUUCCUGAA